UUUACCACAUAAAGAAAGCAAUGCGCUUGUGGGCGUGGCCCGGAAUCUUCCCAUCCCUGUGCACACGCUGAAGCACAUUUAUGCAGCUGAGAGCCGCAGACGCCAGCAGUCCACGCAGAACCCGCAGCAGCCGCAGCAGCCGCAGCAGCAGGAGAACCGCACCGGGUUCCAGGAUGUCCAUCCACGGCAGCUUUCUGUCCGACGACCAGUUCCUUUGCUCCAUCUGUCUGGAUGUGUUCACAAACCCGUCAUCCAUACCAUGCGGCCACACCUUCUGCAUGUCCUGCAUCACCAGAUACUGGGAUCAAUGUGAGCUUUUCCAGUGCCCUCUGUGCAAGAAGUCCUUCCCCAAGCGGCCGAUUCUCCACGUCAACCGGACGCUGCGGGAGAUCACGGAGCAGUUCAAGUCCAUGAGGGGCGGGGUGCCGGUGGGGAACGGGAAGGAGGACCAGACCCUGAGGAAAGGACACAGAGGCGGCUCGGGACACCUCAUGGAGGAGCUGAAGAAGAAGAUGCACAAGAAACACCAAGACAAGCACAAGAUAAAGGGUGAGCACCACACAAGCACCCGGUUUCCACCCAUCACAAACCCACAACCCUCAUCAGUCCCGGACCGGAUCUCUGCUGCCCCUCCACCUCCACGGCAGAUCAGCCCCUCCAACCCCCGCAGGCGCUACACGCUAAGCGGAGCAGCGUGCAGCCAAAACAUCCCAGUGUGUCCCAUCCACCAGAGAGGAAUACUGAUGUAUUGUAGGACCGACCAGGUGUGCAUCUGCCCUGAGUGCGAGAUCGAGGAUCACAACGACCAUGACACUGUGACUGUGGAGGCCGAAUGGAUGGAAACCAAGCCGAAGCUGCAAGGGUCCGAGCAGGAGAUCCAGGAGAUGAUAAGAGAGAGGACCAGGAAAAUCGAAGAGAUCAAGAUGUCAAUGACGGAAGUGGAGAUGGCGGUGGAGAGGGAGACGGCCAGCAGCGUCUGCAUGUUCUCCAUGCUGACCUCUGCCAUCGAGCGCUCCCAGGCAGAGCUGAUCGAGGUGAUGGAAAUCAGCCGCAGAGCCGCAGAGCAACAGGCCGACUCCAUGAUCAAGCAGCUGGAGCGAGAAAUUGAAGAACUCCAGAUCAGAGACCGAGCCCUCGGCGAGCUCGCUCAGUCAGACGACCACCUGCACUGUGUGAAGACAUUUCAGACCCUCUCCAGCCCUCCCCCCAGCAAAGACUGGUCAGGAGUGUCCCUGAACUGUGACCUGGGAACCUCGGCUGUGUACAGAACUCUGGCAACCAUGGUGAAGAAAUUCCAAGAGGAGCUGCAGAAAGUCACCGAGUCUGGUUUUCCUGGUCCCCUUAUUGAACCGGUUCCAGUCCAAGCUCUUCCCAGAGUAAAGAGGAUGCAAGAGUACGCACUGGACGUCACGCUGGACUCCCACACGGCCCACCCCAGACUGGUGCUGUCAGAGGACCUGAAGAUUGUGUGGUGCGGGGACCGACACCAGCACAUGGCGGAAAACCCAGAGAGGUUUGACCGGGUUGUCUGCGUCCUGGGACAACAGCCCAUUUCCUCUGGGAAACAUUACUGGGAGGUGGAGGUGGGUGGGAAGACUGACUGGGAUCUGGGAGUGGCACGGCAAUCCAUCAGCAGGAAGGGGAAGAUAAACUACACCCCACAAAAUGGCUUCUGGUUCCUCAGUUUGAGAGACAAGAGUAAAUAUGCCUUUCGGACUGAACCUUCAACAGACGUCAAUUUGAACCUCCGACCUCAUAAAAUUGGAAUAUUUGUGGAUUAUGAAAAAGGCCAGGUGUCUUUUUACAACGUUGAUGCCAAAGUCCACAUCUACACUUUCAACGACAAUUUCACCGAAAACAUCUACCCCUUCUUCAGUCCGUGCACCAACAAAGGAGGGAGGAAUGACAUGCCACUAAUAAUUACACCAAUUGUAUUGACAGAAUGAAACCUGCCUAGUUUGGAUAAUUUUAUGUACAAAACUAAUCUGUAAAUAUGUUCAUUUUUAUUACAACUAAUGUAGUUGGAAAUAGGAUUUCUAGCUUGUUAAAUAUAUUUUUAAGUAUGAUCCCAGACUGAGUUAUUUACACGUAUGAAGGUAGCAAUGGUGUCUGCUGCAUAAAAACAUUUGCACAUAAUUGCUGUAAACAUCCUGCUUGAACUUAAUUCCAUGGAAAUAUGCACCUGGACUGGUUAGUUUAGCAAAAGUCUUAGCGUAAGAUUUAUAACUGGUAUUAUUUAACAAGUGAAGAAAUAAACUAGUCUUACCAAAAGGCAAAUGUGAAAAUAGGCUAAAGAUAAUUUUAGUAUAAGGCUAACAUAACACCAAUGGUUCGCAUGCAACAAAAGAUGAGAUAAGUAGGCUUGACAAACAUUUUAAAACUAAUCUUAGCAUAGGGCUAGCAUUUUCAUUUUAAGGCUUUCCAAAGUAUUAGGCUAUGUCUGAAUUCCUUCAUUACGCACUAGUCAGUGCGUUCACCAUUGUUGUCCAAAUCUACAAUUUCAAAAUGGAGUGCACUAGAAAUUUCCAAGAAGCCUUUGCAAAAAAUCAGUGUGCAUUGAUGGUCACUAGAUUGGCGAUUAGGAUUAGCAUUAUUAUGCUACAAAAACAUGCUAGUCAAAGAAUAGAAGCAGGCUUGACUAAUAAACAUAUCAAUGCUACUUAGCAUAAGGUAAGCAUUAUUAUGCUUUUAAAAAAUGAUGCUUAUCAAAGAAUACAAUAAGUAGACUAUAUUACAAACAUAAGCUAUCCAUGCUAAUCAUUUUAAGAUUAGCAAUUGUUACGAUACUGAAAAAAAAUGCUUUUCGGAGAAUUAGAUAACCUGACUUGACUAUGUCCAAAUUCCCACCCUAAUCCCCAACUACUAAAAACUAUAUACUGCGGGAUUAUCCAGUGCUCUGGAUAUUUUAAAAGCAAUUUUGACACCAUGCUCCCUUAUUAUGUUUUUUUAAAUGGCGGAUAUGACGUCAUCAAUUUCACAAGUUAAAAUCUAAUUGAUUUGAGCAUUUUUGCACAUUACUUUAUGAAUCCAGGGAGUUCUGAAGUUAAAUUUGUUGAUGGUGUAACAAAUAAAAACAAAAAACCUUUAAAUACAUUUUUUUGGCAAAAAUUGUUCAGAUGCAAUGCAUUUUGGUCUAUAUUCGCCAAUCUAGCGAGCAUCGAUGCACACCGAUUUUUUACAGACUUCUGGGGAAUUUCUACGGCACUCCAUUUUGGAAUUGUAAAUUUAGACAGCACUACAAAAAUCGUGAACGCACUAUAUAGCGCACUAUAUAUUGAGUAGUGAAGCGUAAUAGACAUGAACGCUAGUCUUAAUGUAGGGUUAGCAUUAUUAUGCCAUUAAAAAAGUAAGUUAAAAAUAAAUAGGCAGAUUUUACUUGAAUAUUAAAGCUAGUCUUGGCACAAUAGGAUUUUUACGCUACU
Messenger RNA from Oryzias latipes (Japanese medaka), 3422 nucleotides. RefSeq names its product E3 ubiquitin-protein ligase TRIM39. NCBI's taxonomy places the organism in Eukaryota, Metazoa, Chordata, Actinopteri, Beloniformes, Adrianichthyidae. The record is from RefSeq and is a predicted model, not a curated record. Gene Ontology annotation, molecular function: protein binding; zinc ion binding.